This is a messenger RNA of Momordica charantia (bitter melon), 1448 nucleotides long. RefSeq names its product GCR2-like 2 (gene GCL2). Gene Ontology annotation, biological process: peptide modification; carbohydrate metabolic process. Lineage: Eukaryota; Viridiplantae; Streptophyta; Magnoliopsida; Cucurbitales; Cucurbitaceae. Gene Ontology annotation, cellular component: plasma membrane. The record is from RefSeq and is a predicted model, not a curated record.
UGCAAAGUUGUAUAAAAUACUUUGACGAGAAAAUUUUGUAGAAAGUUCCAGCGACUGCCACCCAGACAUCGAAGGCUGCUUUCUGCUUCAUUUCCGUCGAACUGAAGAAGCGGUGCGGUGGAAUCCCCGAAGCAGAAAUGGGGGACCGAUUCUUUCCGAACUCAAUGCCGGACUUCGUACCAGAAACUGCAGCUGCUGUAGAAUCGAGUGGAGAUUCGUUUCUGAAGGACCUCUCAAUGCCUUACCCAAUCAUCUCAGAGCGCUUCAAACGGGCGGCUUUGGACCUCAAAGAAGCUAUAGUUUUGGAGACAUGGGGAGUUACUGGGCAACGAGUCCGAGAUUUCACACUCUAUUCUGGAGCUCUUGGAACAGCUUUAUUGCUGUUAAAAGCUCAUGAGGUCACUUCAAAUCAUAUUGAUCUUAGUCUGUGCGCCCAAAUUGUUAAGGCCUGUGAUCAAGCGUCUUCCAUGUCCACGGAUGUGACUUUCAUUUGUGGGCGUGCUGGUAUCUGCGCUAUUGGAGCUGUGGCCGCAAAGCGUGCUGGUGAUGAGCAGUUGCUCAGUUACUAUCUAGGUGAAUUUAAUGAGAUUAAGCUACCAAGCAAUCUUCCGGACGAGUUGUUAUAUGGAAGAGUCGGUUUCUUGUGGGCAUGCCUAUUUUUAAACAAAUACAUCGGUGCAGGAACAAUUGCCUCGGUUCACACUAGGGCAGUUGUAGAGGAAGUUAUCCGACGAGGAAGGGCGCUGGCGAAGAGAGGAGGGUCGCCAUUGAUGUUUGAAUGGUACGGUGAGAGGUAUUGGGGUGCUGCACAUGGACUGGCAGGAAUUCUCCAUGUUCUGAUGGACAUGGAGUUGAAGCCAGAUGAGAUUGAAGACGUGAAAGGCACCAUUAGGUACAUGAUCCAAAACCGAUUCCCCAGUGGAAACUAUCCUUCAAGUGAAGAAGAUAGGAACAGAGACAUCCUUGUGCAUUGGUGCCAUGGCGCUCCUGGAAUCGCCCUCACGCUUGUCAAAGCAGCACAGGUUUUUGGAGAAAAAGAGUUCGUGGAAGCGGCAGUGGAAGCGGGAGAGGUGGUAUGGAGGCGUGGGCUGCUGAAGCGAGUAGGGAUAUGUCAUGGGAUAAGUGGGAAUUCUUAUGUGUUUCUGUCGCUAUACCAACUGACAAGGAAGGUGGAGUACUUAUACAGGACCAAAGCCUUUGCUUGCUUUCUGCUUGAUAGAGCUCACAGGCUGAUUGCAGAGGGAGAGAUGCAUGGAGGCGACAGCCGCCAAUCUUUGUUUGAAGGACUUGGAGGGAUGGCUUAUCUUUUUCUUGACAUGAUUGUGCCCGCCAUGGCCAGGUUUCCGGGAUACGAUCUCUGAGGAUGGAAGGUCGAAGCAUGGAGAAUAGAACGUAUGUAUGUAUUUCGAAUUGCAUAAUAAAAUGGAGUUCCCAUCUUUCUUUCUUAA